Messenger RNA from Nomia melanderi (Alkali bee), 2842 nucleotides. RefSeq names its product DNA polymerase epsilon subunit 3-like. Gene Ontology annotation, biological process: leading strand elongation; DNA damage response; heterochromatin formation. Gene Ontology annotation, cellular component: CHRAC; epsilon DNA polymerase complex. Lineage: Eukaryota; Metazoa; Arthropoda; Insecta; Hymenoptera; Halictidae. The record is from RefSeq and is a predicted model, not a curated record. Gene Ontology annotation, molecular function: protein heterodimerization activity; chromatin DNA binding.
GAUUGUAAUAUAUACAAUUUCGCGGUAAUCUUUUAAAAACGAACUAGUGAAAGACUACAUUUAAAUGUAACAUAUCUGUGUAAUGUGAAUGUGCUACGUUAAAAAUUUUGCUGUACUUAUUUGAAGAUUUUUAUUUAGAAAAACAGUGACCUAGACUGAUACUUGAGACUUGAAAUGGAGAAUGAUAAUUCAUUCACAUCUUUGUUGGAAGAUUCGUUUUCAGACAAUGAAAUAGUCGAUGAUGAUGGUGAUUACUCAUCGAAGAUAAAAGAUGCACUGAUAAAUUUACGCCAGGUAUCCGAUACGACAUUCUUGCAGCAGGCACUGCAAGAAUCCUUAUCUUCUUGCCCAAACAAUUUCCUGGAUGAAAAAAUUUGUAAAGAAGUACUUCCUCUUGCGCAACGUCUUUUAUCCGAAGCACUAGAACAAAUUGGUAAGAUGGUAAACACUGAUGAAGAUGCUUUGGAAAAUGUAAACCAACAAUUAUCCACUUGUCAUGAGUUGUUAAUUGUGUUGGAGAAGCCUAUGGAAUGUGUGUCGAAGCUACACAAAAUGUCCGUCGAUAAUCUAAAAUUCUUAAUCGAAAACGCAUGUGUUACAAUUAAAACGAUCUUCGAACAUUGUCAUGCAAGCACGAAAUUGUACGGAACUUUGUUCGAGGGCGUAUCGGAAAAAUUAACAAAUCUCUUUCGUAAGACGAAGACGAUCUUGACUCUAUUCCUAGCCACUUUGGAGGGUGUAAUCGUUUUCGACACGGAUACGGAAUCGGAAACGGAACUGUUAGAAAAAGUGAUUGACACAAUUGGGUUUUUGGUCAGCAUCUCGCAUGCAUUGGAUCUGAAAACGUUCGUUGAAACAUCCAAAACGUUUGGUAAACUUGCAAUUACCUAUCAGCACGUUGUAAAACGAACGAAACCGACAGCCGUCACGUUACACCUUGAACUACUGACGAAAGAAGUGACAUCGAUGCUUCUGUUGCUCCAAGGUUCUUUGAACAAUGCUGAUGAGAGGAAGAUAAAAGUAAUUGGUCAUUCGUUAAAAAUUCUGGAUAAACUAUUCGCAGCUUAUUGUUCCUGCUUAAGCAAAGAAACUCUUAUGUUUGCUAUCGAACUUAUCGUACAAAUGCAUAGAUGUAAUGAAUCGUGUUUGAAGAGACAUCAGGUUACCGAUAAGGUGAUCGAAUUAAUAAACGCACACAUUUCAAAAGGCUGCGAACCGCUUUUGAAUACCGUUUUCAAACACUUCGAUUUUAAACAGGCGUUCUUCGAUUACGAAAAUGAAACGAGCUCCUAUAAGCUUGGUUAUCAUUUGCUAACGAUCAGUAUUAUGAAAAAGUUAGCGAACACGUCUUAUGAACAACACUGUAAAUGGACGCUGGGUGCAGAAUCAAUUAUCCAUGUAGCAUUGUUAAAUAUAAAUAGUAUUCAAGAAGAAAUUUGUAUGGGGGACAUAAAGUUGCCAGGUAGCCACGAUAUCGGAGAAAGACCACGCUUAGCCACAUUAUACGAGGCGACAUUGGUCCCAAUUUGUAGUUUGAUUAGUCAGAUUCCUGCGGAUGGAUUUCACGUUAUCGAAUUAAUUUUGUUGAAACAUUUACUAAGCGAUCGACUAUGGAGUGCACUCCUCAGCUCAGACGUUUGGUGUUUCAUAGGACGAAUCAGUUCUUCAGAGCUUUGUGUUAGCCACGUGAAAUAUUUAUUAAAAGUUUAUGCAGCGUUGAUGCAACGGCGCAACGAUUUCGAAGUCGUUAUUCUGGAAAAUUUGAUAGGAAGAUUAUACAGUUUACUUUCCGAAGAGACAAGGCAUUCUGUUGUAACGGAGCUCGACGAUCUUGAGAAUCCAUCUUGGACUCCAAUCGCACGAUUUUUGCCAUUCAAAACGAAAUCGUUUCUGCAGAAACGUUUGGCCUGUGUAUUGAACGAAAUCCCUAAAACAUUUCUAGAAUUACAACGACAACCUACUGUGCAAAAUUGGAAUCGUAUUACAACAUUGAUGCUUCUAAUUGGGAAACUUAAUUAUGUCGGAGAAGAAAACACAGUAGACAUACUCUCAGAAAUAUGGAAUUCUAUUUCAAACACAACCGAGAUUUUCGAAGGCAGACAAUUGGAUAUAGUGUCGGAAUUCAUGUGGAAAUUAUUUAGCGCCACCCAGCCGGAAAAAAUUCAAGAUGACACCUUUUAUACAAUUCUGGAAGCGAUGUUGACGUCGCUUUUGUGUUUACCAUCGCAUGUGAGGGCAACUGCAUCGCAUUAUCUAAGAGACAACAUCAACUCCUUUGAUAAUUGCGGUCCUAAGACAGCAAAUGCGUUAACAGAGUUGAAUUGUCGUCUUCUAGAGGACAAUAAUCUAUGGGUGCGACAGGAAGCUUUCGAGUCUUUCGAUUAUAUGGCUCAUAUGUGCCCGAACGAAGAUCUCGUCACUAAAAUGGCAACUGCAAUUACGAAGAAAUCAUCGCUAAAUGACUCAGUUCCAGCUUAUCUAUCCAGCACUACCUAUUACGAGCUUCAUGAUUUUUCGGACGUGCGACUUUAUUUGCAACACGUGGCUAAAAAUUCGCAGAACGUCCAUCACGUUUGCUACCAUUACGAAGAAUCAGAAAGGAACGAGAAAUUCGCUAAAUUGGAAACUGAAUUAAGCGGAAGUUCCGUUGAAAUUCAAUCAUCGGGUAAUCUAGAUGAGCACGUAAACAAAAUAUGCGACGAAUUGAAUGAUAUUUUAAGGAAAACUGCUGACGUAGGAGAUCACGCGUUACGAAGAUUGCGAUUGCUUUGCGUCAAAAUUUUGGAUUUACCCAAAUCAUCGAAAGAGACUUGAGUUAUAGAAGAACUGAGAGAUAGAGAAC